GGUUUCCUGUGUGAUGGACCGUGGCGGGGGCUGUGGUGGUGGGGGAGAGCAGGACGACUGGACGGAGCACAAGGGUAGCUGGUCAGAGACAAAGUCUGGGUCCGGCUUCAACAGAGCACUUGUGGCGUUUGCUCAUGGGACUGUGUUGCUGAGGGUCGAAUGGAGAUCUUAAAAACCCCACUGACAAAGAAGUGGCCCCAGAAGAUGAGAGAGAGACACAACAAGCAGCCUGACUUUGGACUGUCACGGGGCAAACAAGGGGUAAAAAAAAAAACACUCACGACGAGACGCCGUACGAAGCCAUUUCCACUUUACCCUGUGAGCUUCUGUGAUUUACUGCCGAUUGGGUACUUGGGGACACUGAGGACCCAAGAUGUGUCCAAAAAAACAAACAAAUCUGAAGCUAAGAUGUACACUUCAGUUUGAUUUGACCUGACCGUGAACAGAAGUGUGAAAGGAGAAAUUAAAACAGGAAAACAAGCUUGUUUGCCUCUUGACUGAUCUUCAAAUAACACAAGCAAGCAUGUCCUCUGUGCUACUGUUUGGAUAUCAAGUCCUGAAUGUUCCCUGCAGAUGAGACAGUGGCUUACAGCAGGAGCAUGAUCAACUGCAUGCUAAUUCAUUUUGGUGGACGACACUCUCCCCAGAUGGCACCUUGCUGAAUAAAAUCAAAUAGAACAUCUGGAUGGAACGUCUGAAUCUUGCUUGAGUCUUGUUCUACUUCCUAUGAUGUCACAUAGGGAGACCGCUGACCCUCUGAGGAGUUUGGCAUGGCUAAUGACUGCAAACGUCAUUCUGCUCAUCAACAGCACCAUCAGUGGUAACAGCACAGGAGGAAACCCUUGUAGGCUUCACCCAAGCAAAACAUCUCUGAUGGAAUUAGGACAAACAUCAUGUUACAGUCUUCUGCCAGACUGGCAGUAUUCUCUGGCAUGGGGGCAAGAAAUUAGGGACUGACAGUCGCUCCUGGCCUGCGCCCCCAGCCCCACACCGAACAAGGAAGGGUCUUGUCUUUGGAUAGUCCCAGUAAAGCAACCCAGCCCCUCCCUCUCUCCCUCCUUCCCUCCCUCUCUCCCUCCUUCCCCUCUCUCUUCUCUCCUCUCCUCUCCGCUCUCGUCCAUGCUCCGCCUGCCCUGCGUGUGAGUGAACUACCAUCUGGCCCCGUCCUCCAUCCUCCUGCACCACUGCAGCCUCAGAGCUUCCCUUCCUCCUUACUUCACACCAGGGCUCUCCAACAGCACACUCGGACUGCAGCCGGUAAGAGCCUGCCCCUUCUCCAGUGCUGUGGAGAGUGGACUCAGUACCCUCUGCCAACCAGCUAUAGGCAGCCUUCGCCAGAGCUCCCGGGAAAGGAAAGAAAAAUCUCUGUCAUAUUAUACAAGCUAUCGAUCAGCGGCUGUCUGCAUAGCCCAUCCCUCCCUCCCUCCCUCCCUCGGCACUCGUCCUUUUCCCCUUCAUGCGCCUCCGUCCAUUAUUGGGCUUGGAGCAGCCACAGCAGAGCUGAUGUCUGACGCAGGGCCUGCCAGCGAGAGGAUGGGGACUACAGCAUGGGACCAUCACAACACAAGAUGAGUGUUUGUGAUGACCUGGAUGCGUCUGAGUGCCGGACAGCCUCUCUGCCCGGCGGUGGACUUCCUGGGGGUGUGGUCGGGAUGGAGCGGGCCUAUCCGCUGAGAGUGUGGAUGUGGGAGUCCACCCUGUGUGAGUUAAGGAGGGGCGUUGCCUCCUCCCCACACCUGUCAGACAGUGAGGUGUUAAUCCCAGUGGAAAAGGGACAGCAGAUUAGGCAUGUUAUCUCACAGCUAGAGACCCCUGCUUUGCCCAGAUGGUGUAAUAGACAUCAGUGGAGAUGGCUACAACAGGAGAGGAGAGCUUAUGUCCAUCUUCAAGAUCUCAGACGGGCCUGGGUCACCCCUGACCUGCACAAGAGCCUGAGCUGUAAAUGGCACCCAGCGUCCAUCCCCGCACCUCACUUGGGCCUGUGUGGUCAUGAUUGGGUCAGAGGAGAGGUCAUGAUGUCCCCAGACGCUGUGGUACUGCCUUUGGAGGGUAUGGUGGAGGCCACCUGGCUGAACUGCCACAGAUGCGAGGUCCAUAAGAAUUUAAACUCUCCACCAAAUGACAUGGAUUUAAACCAAAUCUGGCAACCUUCUUUGAGAUGUGAGUCACUUGGAGCACAUGAGGAUGAUCAUAGAAUAGAAAAUAGACUUAUUAGUUACUUCACCAGAGCAAAUAGCAUUCCUAUCUUAUUCUUCAAAGUUCAGCCUAAUGUCUACUUUACAUGUGCCAAGGCUUCUGUAUGCAGAGUUCCAGCUCCUUAUUCUCCAGGCCACUGUGUACACAGUGUAUGCACCUCAGACCAUUGUGGUGCACUGCACAUUGCCAGACAUCCAAAGAACAGAGCUGAAUCUAGUUAUCCUUGGGAAGAAACAUUUCAAGAUUACAACCACAAUGACUGCUUGUUAAGGACAACAGUCGACCAUCCUUGUCAUCCAACGGCGACUUUAUCCACAAAAUCCUCCCCUGACUGUAUCAUCACACCUCAUGAUGCCUUCCUGAGGGUGCUGCCAACGGUUUCGCUUCCAGAAAGCUCUAUCCUUUGGCAUAGUUCUAGUGCAGAAUGGACGACAAUCGACAGCGACCCUCCCUUGGAGGUUGGAGCCGAAUUAGAUGCGGACACCUCUGGUGAACAGAUCAGCCAAUGUGCAGACAACGGCACGUCCAGCAGUGACAUCUCAGAGACUGAAGACUCAGACAGCGAUGACGCGGGCACAGACACAUCUGAUACCUCCUGUCAGCAUGAAUUCUCUGAUGGGCAUGAAUCACUGAGCGAGCGGACAGGAUAUUGGUGCCCACUGCCCAUCCUCAAGAGGUCUCGGGGAGUGGCACACCUGCAUGCCGUACCGUCUGCCUCAUCAGAGGAGCACAAUGCAACUCGUCUGAGGAAGAGAGUAUCCUUCUUCGAGGAGGUCACUGUCUUCAUUUUUGACAAGGAGGCACCUACCCAGGACUUAAAAACUCCAUGUAGCUCAGUGGACAUUCAGAGCCAAAAGUCGCAGGGCAUUCUGACUAUGUCCACCAGUGGACAUGCUGGUCACUUCUCAGCAGAGGAGAUCCACUGUGAUGAAGAUGAUCUGGAGUGGGAAGAUGACUUCUGCACAGCAUUGCCCUUGUUCCCUGUUCUGAUGGAGGCCAAUCGGUCCUCUUGGUCUCACAUCUCGGACACAUCGGAGCAUCCACGCGGCUCCGCCUGCUUUCGUCACGACUGGGUGAACUGCUCCACCUACACCUUCACCCACAUCACAGACUCGGACUUGGAGUGACGAGAAAAAAUUAGCAGGACUCACUCUUUGGCAUUCCAGUUUCUUCAUCAUAUGGAGUAGAGAAGCUGUUAAUGCAAUUAGCAAUGAAGUUUUUUUUUCUACAGAUAUUAAGAUGCCAUUUUUCUUUAUAGCAGUAAUGUAUUAACUCCCUAGUAGGAUGAGAUGAGGGCAUUAAAGUUAUUUUACAACAAUGUG
Molecule: messenger RNA, 3518 nt
Organism: Alosa sapidissima (American shad)
Lineage: Eukaryota; Metazoa; Chordata; Actinopteri; Clupeiformes; Clupeidae
Exons: 13
Coding region: 1548-3323 (591 amino acids)
Source: RefSeq, a predicted model, not a curated record